Molecule: messenger RNA, 1008 nt
Organism: Pochonia chlamydosporia 170
Lineage: Eukaryota; Fungi; Ascomycota; Sordariomycetes; Hypocreales; Clavicipitaceae
Product: Sec14 cytosolic factor
Exons: 4
Coding region: 1-1008 (335 amino acids)
Source: RefSeq, a predicted model, not a curated record
AUGGAUAUCGACAAGAAGUACGACAACUACGACUUCCCCGUUACCGCCGCCGAGCCUCAAGAUGGCCAUGCUGGUCAUCUUACCGAGCAGCAGAUUGCUCAGGUUCACCAGCUGCGUAUGAUGCUCGAGGCUGAGGGAUACACGGCCCGUCUGGACACCUUGACACUGUUGCGAUUCCUGCGAGCGCGCAAGUGGGAUGUCAUGUUGUCCAAGGCCAUGUUCGUUGAUACCGAAAAGUGGCGAAAGGAUACCAGCCUUGACGACACCGUACCUGUCUGGGACUACCCCGAGAAGCCCGAGAUUGCCAAGUACUACAAGCAGUUCUACCACAAGACCGACAAGGAUGGUCGUCCCAUCUACAUUGAAACGCUCGGUGGCAUCGACCUGACCGCCAUGUACAAGAUCACCACCUCAGACCGAAUGCUUACCAACCUUGCCGUCGAGUACGAACGCCUUGCCGACCCCCGACUGCCCGCCUGCUCCCGCAAGGUCGGCAACCUUUUGGAGACUUGCUGCACCGUCAUGGAUCUCAAGGGUGUUACCCUAACCAAGGUCCCGUCUGUCUACUCCUACGUUCGCCAGGCUUCCGUCAUCUCCCAGAACUACUACCCCGAGCGCCUGGGCAAGCUGUUCUUGAUCAACGCCCCCUGGGGAUUCUCGACCGUCUGGAGCGUUGUCAAGGGCUGGCUUGACCCUGUCACCGUUAAGAAGAUCCACAUCCUCGGUUCUGGCUACCAGAGCGAGCUGAUGAAGCAUGUCGAUCCCGAGAGCCUGCCCGUGGAAUUUGGCGGUACCUGCGAGUGCGAGGGUGGCUGUGAGAACAGUGAUGCCGGUCCCUGGCAUGACCCCCAAUGGGCCCGGCCGGCUUGGUGGGAGAAGAAGGGUGACGAAAAGACCAUUGAGAACAAUGGUUCCAAGAUCGAGACUCCCGAAGAUGCCCCUGCCACUGAGCCUGCCCCUGUUGCUGAAGGAGCCAAGGACGAGGCGAAACAGCCUGCUGCCGCUUAA